CCUUAAUCCUUCCUCUCCAUUAAUCUCAACGGCCUUCAAGCGAGUUGAGACGUACUACCUACCAAGUCGCCAGCCAUGGUGUCUCGUCCGCUUAUCAGAGCGCCGUCUAAGCAUGUCGAGUCGAACUGUUCAGCAAAAGACGGCGCGGACGAAGAAAAGCGAUUGGCGGAUAAGUUCGCGGCACACAGACAUCUAGUCCCGUUAGUCUCGCAGAAUGACGACGUCAUAUUUCUCAACGCAGCCUCUGCUCCGCCGUCGAAUUUGAUCGUCCACGAGGCCAUCACGCGGUACUCGGCGCAGGCCUUAUACGAAUCUUACCCGUACACUAGCUGGCGCGAGACGCGCGAAGAAGCGCGCAGCCUAGUAGCGAGGUGCAUCAACGCCGAGGACCCAUCCGCCAUCGCCUUCACGCGCGACACCACCGAGGCCCUCGGCAGCUUCAUCCGCUGCGUGCGCUUCCAGCCCGGCGACAACGUCGUCACCGUCGACUCCGAACACCCCAACCAGACGCUCUGCUGGCUCGCCCUGCGCGACUUCGGGCUCGAGGUCCGCCAGGUCCCCACUAUUGCCGAGGCGGAGCGCACGGGCCGCAUCGAUACCGUCGAUGCGGAGACUUUGCGGCCGUACGUGGAUUCCCGGACUCGCGCUGUGGGGAUCAGUUCCAUUACGUUUGAUAGCGGGCUGCACAACGACGUCAAGAGCAUCUGCGCGGCGUAUAGGCCCCGGGGGAUACACGUUCUCGCGGAUAUAACGCAGCACGUGGGGUUCGCGCGCGUCGACGUCCGGGACCUGGGGGUGUCGGCUGCGGCGUUUAGUCUGCACAAGGGGCUCAAUGCGCCGACGGGGAUCGGCGCGUUGUACGUCUCGCCGGAGGCGUUUGGGGAGCUGGGCGAGCCGACGCCGCCGAUUGUUAGUAUGGAGGCUGUGAGGAAUCUUAGUGAGGAUCUGGUGGUGAAGGUGGACGAGCCGUUGGAGCUGCAUCCGAACGCGCGCCGGUUCGAACAUGCUAAUAUGAGUAUGGUGGGUGCUGCGGCGGCGGCGGCGUUUGCUCGGUUUUAUCUGGAUGUUUUGGGGCCGGCGGACGUAGAGGCGCAUCUGUUUGGGCUGACGGAUGUGCUGGGGAGAGAGUGCGAUCGGUUGGGUAUACGAGUGGUGAGUCCGAGGGAAAGGGGGAGACGCGCGCCGCAUAUUACGAUUUUGGCGCUGCCGAAGGAGUGGGGGGCGUAUUUUAGAGGUCCGGGGGGUGCGCGCGUUACGAUGAAUAGGUUAGGUGUGAGGGUGUCGUUUGGGUUUUAUAGCUCGGUGGAGGAUGUGAAGAGGUUUGUUAGGGUGUUGGAGUUGGGGAUAGCUCAGGGGCUGCGGGUGUGA
Daldinia vernicosa is the source of this 1368-nucleotide messenger RNA. RefSeq names its product PLP-dependent transferase. Bases 76 to 1368 code for a protein of 430 amino acids. The record is from RefSeq and is a predicted model, not a curated record. Lineage: Eukaryota; Fungi; Ascomycota; Sordariomycetes; Xylariales; Hypoxylaceae. The transcript has a single exon.